Messenger RNA from Bradysia coprophila, 1654 nucleotides. RefSeq lists its product as uncharacterized. Gene Ontology annotation, biological process: regulation of transcription by RNA polymerase II. Gene Ontology annotation, cellular component: nucleus. Gene Ontology annotation, molecular function: DNA-binding transcription factor activity, RNA polymerase II-specific; zinc ion binding. NCBI's taxonomy places the organism in Eukaryota, Metazoa, Arthropoda, Insecta, Diptera, Sciaridae. The record is from RefSeq and is a predicted model, not a curated record.
UGUUAUUCCUUUUUUAAAUGCCAGUUUUUGUGUACUUUGUUUUUGGUUAAAGCGACAAUAUUUUAGUCGAACCCGUCGAACCAAAUGUUUAGAGCCUAAAUUAGAUGUAAGAUGAGUGAAUAUGUGUUAUGUUGCGUUUGUCUUGUAAAAACCGAUGAUAGUGUCCUCGGCCUGUUCGACAAAUGUGCUCGAACUGACACUUUCCUGUGGAAGAUUUUGUUUGAUGUUAUUGGUGUACCGCCUGACACGUACCGCCUCAAAGAUGAUAUGAUAUCGGCAUCAAAGAUAUGCAGACCGUGUUCACGCCGGCUAACUGAAUCGUACGAAUUUCGGAAAUCGUGCCAAAGGAACUGGGAUAAAUUAAUGUUGAUGACGAACGAAUUUAUUUGCAGAGAAGAACAGACACCGCCCGAUCUUUUCAAAUUUAAAUGCAACCAUUGCGAGUCAUCGUUCAGACUCGAAUGCAACUUAAACAUUCACAUCGGUGUCAACCAUUCGAACGAACGUAGUAAUGGCAUGACCAACGAACCAAUCAAAGAUGAAUCGGAGAUGAUGGCUCAGCAUAUCGAAGUAUGGAUUGAAGAACAGAGAGAUGAAAUCGGCGAGAACAAGAUACCUGAACUGGACGUGACGAAUCCAAUUGAAGAGAUCGAAGAUGUUGCAGGCAACAAUGACGUAGCUAAAAGAAAGGAAACGAAAUCGAAAAGGAGUGUGGAGAGACGGAUAAAACUUGCAUCGAAUCAUCGAAGUAGAUUGAAAUUGAAGAAUUCUGAAAAACGGAAAGAUUUCAAAUGUUUGGAUUGCGGUGAGGCGUUCACAUCGUCGAAAUUCUUAAAAUCACACAUCCAAAAUGCCCACUCACAAAUCCCACCAGUCACCAGAAAACGGCGGGAAAAGCAAUCCGAACCACGGCUAUGUCCGAUUUGCGGUAAAUCAUUCAAUGCCAAAAAUGAAAAUGGAUAUCAAAAGCACAUGUUCCACCACGAUCCGUCCAUUGGCAAAAUCAAAUUUUAUCAGUGCGAAUUGUGUGAUCGAAAAUUUCUGGGCAAACGAUCCCUGGAGGAGCACAUUAACUAUCACCUGAACAUUCGCAAAUACCAAUGUGAAGUGGAAACGUGCAAAAAAUCAUUCAUCUACGAGCAGUCGUACAAAAACCAUAAGAAACUCCACCUGGGCAAAGACUUUGAAUGCAGCCUAUGCGGCAAACAAUUCAUCACCUCCACAAAUCUGAAAUAUCAUUUGACGCGAGCGCAUCAAGGGGUGAAAAAAUAUGCAUGCAACCAAUGUGAUAAAAGCUACUUUACGCUCCAGCACCUGAAAGUGCACCAACUGUCCCAUCUGGAGAAAAAGGCGUACACGUGCGACGUGUGCAACCGGGGCAUAACUCAUUAUGCGAGCCUAUUGUCGCAUAUGUUGCUGCACACAGGAAAGCCGUUUCAAUGCGAUCAUUGCAACAUGGCGUUUACGCAUCGCUGGAGAUUCGGUAAACAUUUGGCGGAUAGGCAUAGCAUCUUUGAGAUUCCGAAGAAAUAUGCCAGAAAGAUGGCGGAAAAAUUGAUCGCUAAGGAUGAUGGUGGGCAAGUAGUUCAGACAGUAGACACGACAACUGUUGAUCCAUGAAUAAAACGGGAAAGAAUCUUAUUUUUAUACUCAA